AAUGGUUUUUAGUUGUAGCGUCCCCUAUUGGUGUAACUGUACGAAACUUGAUGUGCAGCCUCAGAAUGUCCUGUUGUCUUUGUGUGUCAAGUUUCGUUAAGCUUGGACAUUGCAAGCUUGUUAAGCAGCUAUAGGUCAGCUUGUCUAAAAUGGACGUUGUCUGACCAAUUAACUUAUAACUUUGCAAUGCUUUGACGAAUUAAAGUUCUUUUUGGUAACUUUUUGCCAGCACCAUCCCUAGCUGCUGUGUGCCUAUUUUGGUGAAGAUUGGAUUAACAGCCUAGGAGGAAUUCGAAAAAGUAGGUUUUUAGGAAAAUUCAAAAUGGCGGGGAACUUCUAUAGGCGGAAAUGAAAUCGGAGAUAUACACUUUGUAGGGCUUGAUUCGAGGAUUUAGGGUUCCAAAGUUAUGAAUUGCCUUAUUAUAGCGCCACCCAGUGUCAGUGUGCUGUGUGUGUGUGCGUGCGUGCGUGCGUGCGUGCGUGCGUGUGUGUGUGUGUGGCGCCUCCGUGCCGGCAGGUGGCGAUAUGAGCGCAGCGCUGCUCGAGGAGGAGACCGUUGCUGUAGUAACGCUGACGUGCGCGUCUGGGCUGAACAUGUGUGUUUAUGUGAAGGCGGGAUGUCUGCGGUAAAGAGUCUCGUGCCCGCGCGCUUCCUCACGCUCGCCGCGCACCUGGUCAUCAUCAUCACCAUCUUCUGGUCCCGCGAGAAUAACAUCCGGUCAUGCCUGCCACUGGAUUUCACUGAAGAACAAUUCAGAACAGAAGAUACACGGCUGGUGGUGGCUCUGUCUGUGACUCUGGCUCUGUUCGUGAUUGAACUGGCUGGAUUUCUCUCGGGAGGCUCCAUGUUCAACAGUAAUCAAGCCGUUCUGUCUCUGGUCGCUCACUCCAGCGCCAGCGUCAGUCUGUCCUUCUUUGUUUUCCAGCAGUGGCCCUGCUGGACCUACUGGAUCAUAUUCAGCCUCUGCAGUGUGUUUCCAGCGCUCUUCGAGUUCAUUCUGCUCAUUUCACUGAAGUCAGUGUGAAGAUUCUUCAGCCGAGGCCCUCGAGGACAUGAAGACCCUGCAGAAGAAACACUGAUUACACUUUUAAUGUGAGAGUUUGUCACAGAUAGAGAUGGUCCUGUGUUCUCGUCAGUGUUUUACAGAAUGUAUCACACGUCAACUCAGAUUUCAGGUGGAGAAAUGUAGAGAUUUGUAGCUGAUUAUCUUUUCUCUGUGUUAUAUAAAGGAAUUAAACAUACAUUUUCACAGUGA
Molecule: messenger RNA, 1256 nt
Organism: Ctenopharyngodon idella (grass carp)
Lineage: Eukaryota; Metazoa; Chordata; Actinopteri; Cypriniformes; Xenocyprididae
Gene: tmem107
Product: transmembrane protein 107
Exons: 6
Coding region: 408-1025 (205 amino acids)
Biological process (GO): non-motile cilium assembly; protein localization to ciliary transition zone
Cellular component (GO): MKS complex
Source: RefSeq, a predicted model, not a curated record